This is a messenger RNA of Trichoderma citrinoviride, 864 nucleotides long. RefSeq names its product NAD(P)-binding protein. Gene Ontology annotation, molecular function: oxidoreductase activity. The coding region runs from base 1 to 864 and encodes 287 amino acids. The record is from RefSeq and is a predicted model, not a curated record. NCBI's taxonomy places the organism in Eukaryota, Fungi, Ascomycota, Sordariomycetes, Hypocreales, Hypocreaceae. The transcript is spliced from 2 exons.
AUGGCCGUACAAGUCGCAGUUGCGGGUGCCACGGGUGCUGUAGGCAUCCCGGUGGUCGUCGAGCUCCUGAAAGCAGGGCAUUUUGUUACCGCUCUCACUCGAAGUGGGCGUAGCUGCUCUGCCAAGCUUCCCAAGCAUCAUCCGCAUCUGAGCACUGCCGAGGUCGACUAUGACUCCGUGGCUUCGCUCACGGCCGCUCUGCAGGGUCAUGCAGUUGUUAUUGCGGCCCUACCCGGUGCAACACCAAUCGGUAGCCAGGACACGCUCAUCGACGCCGCCGUUGCCGCAGGUGUGAUACGCUUCUUGCCGGCAGAGUUUGGCACGGACACCAACAAUGACAACUGCAUGAAGCUGCCGACCAGGUCGCAAAUCACUCCAGUUUCAGCUACACGGCUCUAUGCACUGGUUCGGACUGGGUCGGCGGCUGGCUUCUUGGUUCACCCUAAAGCGCAUACUGCUACGAUCUACGAUGACGGCAACCUUCCCUUUAGUACAACUAUUCUAUCCACAAUCAGCGAAGCGGUCGCAUCAAUCAUUGAUCAUCUCGAGGAGACAAAGAAUAGACAUGUCUACAUCCAUGAUGCAGUCAUCGCACAGAACAAGCUCAUCGGAUUCAUGAAGAGAAUUAUUGGCAAAGACUGGCAGUUAACGUACAUCGACUCAUCCGUUGUCUCUGCGGAGGGCCAACUUGAGUUUCAGAAGCCACACGCAGACAUCAACACAGGGCUUAUGCCCCUUUUGCAUAUCUCUGUGCUCGGGAAGGGCUAUGGAGGGGAUUUUUCGGGCCAUCUGGACAACGAGCUUCUUGGCAUAAAGGAGAUGAGUGACGAGGAGCUAGAGGAUGUUAUUGCCAGAUUCUUGUAA